GUUACCUAGAAAUGUGAGAAGCCUCGCGCGGUCUUGAGCCUCUGGCCCCGCUGGCGGAUGGUCCAAUAAGGACCACUCAAUCCUGGAAACCUGCGUCAAAAGGCCUUAUCUCGGUGACAAACACCAGUCACGGUACGACGUUUAAUGAUGCGGCGGUGAAUUUGGUGUAUCAGUUUGACAAGCGGGUUUCCAGUAUUCAUGUUGUACGCAACGGUUGUCCAGAUGCCUCUCCCUCUAGGCGGACUGGCCUGCCAGGUCAAUUCGACCUCAUCGAAGUAUUUAUGCUCACAAGGAUGCGAAACUCUCCUCAAGCGCUCAAGCUUUCACAGACUCUUCCACUGUAAAGCGACUCACCCGAACCUUCAUUCGUCUUUAUUUGAGACGAGAUGGCUGAGAUUGUCAGACCUGCACUUGGCCAGCAGGUUGCCAUCGGCACGCUUUACGAUGCAAGGGUUGACCAAUUCCUUCAGUCCUCUAUCUUGCCACCGAAUCUGCCACGAGGAAUCGUCUUGCGAGGUAUCCUUCCACCCUCUGACCAGCUCCAGAAUUGGAUGGCUGAAGGUUCCGAUCAUGCGAGUCGAUUCAGAGCAAUGUGUGUUGAUGACAACCUUGCAGCAAGCAUUCUAUCCGGCUCAAUCGACCUCGAAGGAUCUGCCAACUUUCUGAAAGACAGCACAGUUGAUGAAAAUACACUCUGCGGUGCAGUUCGUCAUUUCUUCAAUACAUAUAAAGAUGUUCUUGAUAUUAAUAGGGGGGCGUUUAGAACUGGAGGGGCUCCAGCAAUGUUUCUCCCGCCGGAUCCUCGCAGUACCCAUGUGGUCACCAGUGUCAGAUGGGGACUGCAGAGCAUUCUGACAAUGAAGCACCGCAUAGCAGAUCCAAGUCAACAAGUAGCCCUGGAACUUUCAUUUCAGAGAGACUUAAUGGAGCUGAACGCUAUCGUCAAUUCCAUUUACUCGCUCGACUUCAGCAAAGAUCUGGCAAGCCAGCGACUUGAACUCGACUAUGAGUUCAAGCUCUAUACUGACAUCCAGAGGGAUCGUGGCAUUUGCAAAGAAACCCUGCCUGUUAUGUGCAGGUUUGUCCAACUGGGCCCGCAGCAGAUUACACAUACUCCUGACGAAGCAGGGUACCCGAUGGAAUACACCUUACAUCCCAUACAAGUCCUCCGCCAUCUCAUGACUGGUGGGGGCCCUCACCAAGCCCUGAGAGCUAUCACCAACAUCGACCCUUUCUUUGUUCUUUUUGAUGAUUGGAAUGCAUGUACAGAGAAGCUUGAAGAGUACAGACACUCGCUUGUGGGUCGGGAACAAUAUCUUGCAAGGAGUCACAUCGACGAAGUCGAUGCAUCAAUUGCUCUGCUUGAAACAUCUCGGAAAAAUCUCCAGAUGACUCUGCAGAGAACUGUAGCAAGUAUCAAAGAUGGCACAGUGCAUGAACAUCGUCUCGAGUACCUAUAUGCCGAUCACGAAUUAUCUGCCCGGCAGAUCUCUAUGAUCGCUGGUCAGCAAAGCGACAAGCUCAGAUUCAUCGAGCAAUGUCUCAAUAGUGGAGCGACAUAUAUCGGUUUCAAUGGCGCUUGCAUCAACGAACGCACUCUGUCUCACGAUCCUCCUCCAUAUCAUUUCCUUUUCAAUAAUGCUGUGCUCAAGAGUUCAAGUUCAUGGAAUGAGCAUUGCACAACUCUGAGGGAGUUCCUUCACAACCCCCAGACCCAGAACCAGGUGUUUAUAGUCGACUGCGAUGCCCCCUCUGAGUACAGAGAGUUGGAAGCCCCAAUCUUUGGUCCAAUACGAACAAUGUCGAAGCCAGUGAUUGAAGUUUCGGAGUAUCGGGAUACGUCAGCAGAACGCAGGCCUCCUACCAGACAAGCAGAGCACCGGCAACAGCCACAAAGGUGUAUCGCUCGUUGUGAUCCGGGCGAGAUGGAUUUUGAUACACGAAGACCGGCUGAGCGCCGCUUGGUCAGGAUCCCCUGUCCUGGGCCAUCUUGUGACUCUCACUUGAGUCGUGAAUGGGCCUGCGCCAGUUGCAACACUCCUCUAGAGUUCGGGUCAACGAACAACUGCAUCUACUGCGACUGUGGUUCAGCCGCUUACGACUCAUGGGACUUCAAAUGCAAUAGCGAUAGUCACGGACGCGGUUUCGAUCGAUACCACACGGAUGAACUUUAUCGACUCUUGACAAGAUCAAAACGGCCUGAUUGUCGCAAUAUCCUGGUUCUGGGACAGACUGGCGUUGGCAAGUCAACCUUCAUCAACUCUUUCGUCAAUUUCUUGACGUUUGAGAGUUUCGAUGAGGCGAAAUCGGCCCUGAAACUAGAAUAUAAGGUCCCGUGUUCCUUUUCAGUCAGUCAUUGGAACUCAUCGGACCUAGAUCAGGAACUUGAGAGCCGGACGAUCCGCGUUGGCUCUGGAGAUGAUGAACACGACGGUACCACCGGCGAUUCUGCGACACAGAGGACAUCAGUUUACAGAGUGACAUAUAAUGAUACCAAAUACCGCAUAAUCGAUACUCCAGGUAUCGGCGACACCCGAGGUCCUGAAACAGAUAAUAAGAACAUCAAGGACAUCAUGAACACUCUGAAAAGAUACAAAGAGCUUCAUGGAAUAUUGAUCCUGCUCAAUACCAACGAAGCGCGCCUGACCGCCACAAUCAAUUUCUGCUUUGGGGAGCUACUGUCCCAUCUCCAUCGUAGCGCUGUUGCAAACGUCGUCUUUGGAUUCACACAUACCCUCAUCUCCAAUUAUGCACCAGGAGAUGCUCUCAAACCACUUCAAAGCUACCUGAAAAAUAACACAACUGUUGACCUAACGGUAUGCCGCGCAAACUCGUACAGUUUUGAUGCGAAAAGCUUUCAUUACCUGGCUGCGUACUUUCAAGGUGUCAGAGGCGAAGACGAGAGAAGUUCCCGGGAAAGUUGGGAUAAAUCGAGAGCAGAAACUUUGAGGCUACUUUCCUAUAUUGACAACUUCAGACCACAUGAGAUCAGGCAAACGCUCACCAUGGAAGGUGCACGCGAAGCGCUCUGUCAUUUGAUGAUUCCUAUGGUUGAGAUUUCUCAGGAGAUCAAAAAGAAUUUGAGCCUUCUGGAAGAAAAGAUGGCAGAGUUAAAAGAUAUGCGCCUGACGGGAGAUGAAUUACGAAAGAAACUUCAUCUGGAAAGGAUCAAGGUUGUUCCUACAAAGCUCGACAAGCCUCGUACUGUUGUCCCAUUCUACAAGUCAAUUUGUCACGAAGAUUGCAGACUACCAGGUGUUACCGAAGAGUGUUUGGGCCAUCCAGAACUCAUCAAAUGCCGGGCUUUCAAGGACACCAAAGACAAGACUUGUAAAAUUUGCAAGCAUAGUUGGCAGGAGCACAUGCAUUUCUUCUAUGAACUGACAGAAAGCAAGGUCAAGGUCAAGGAUAAAGACGUUGAGCGGCGCCUCAGAGACAACGCAAGCGAUAUGGCACUACGACAAGAGGGUAUAGAGCGAGUUCAACAACUUGAGAAGGAAUACCGAAGCGAACAGAAACAGCUACGAAAGGCCACGGCGCAGUUUGUUGCGUAUCUGAGAGAGCAUUCUGCCAAUGCCUUCAAUGAUGCGACUGAAAAGUAUUACGACCAACUCAUCAAGAUUGAGAUAGGCAAGAUCCAGUUUGGAAAGGACAACAGAUUGAACGUCGAUGCGAACAAAACAAAGCUCAAAGGUCUGACAGAUGACAGAGACAGGCAUCUCGAGCUUGUCAAGACGAUCCAGGAAAACAUGCAUGCUCCUCGUGACCAGACGGAAGCGCUUCUGACUCAAGAUGGAGUCGAGCAACUCAUCAGGGAUCUAUACAAUCUCAAGCACUUUGGCAAGAAUUUGAGGAGUUUAAGAGAUGACAUUACACAUUACAAGAACCAUGGCAAGCGAUCGCAUCACCGUCAUCGAUCUCGGUCGCGAAGGUCUGAGCGGAGCUUGGAGACGCGUGAAGAUGUAAGUGACAGAUCUAGUCGAAGCCACGAUGAGCGUGAACAAGAAUCGGGACGGAACAGGGACAUUCUUCGAGGAAUCCAUAAAUUCCUCUCCGAUAUCUAGGCCCAUUGGGGAUGACACGGUAAGCUCACGAGAUUGGUGGAUAAGGGAGCUGCUGGGAUCUGCAUCAGAGGGCGCAAUUUCAUUCACUUAGUUACAAUAAUUGAUCUUGAAUUUAUUUUAUACAAGG
This is a messenger RNA of Fusarium odoratissimum NRRL 54006, 4191 nucleotides long. RefSeq lists its product as uncharacterized. NCBI's taxonomy places the organism in Eukaryota, Fungi, Ascomycota, Sordariomycetes, Hypocreales, Nectriaceae. Bases 387 to 4064 code for a protein of 1225 amino acids. The transcript has 2 exons. The record is from RefSeq and is a predicted model, not a curated record.